AUGGUGUGCGAGCGAGCGACUGCGUCUCCGAGGGCGCACUUAAACGACCAAACGGACGGAAGACAUUGCGCAGAGAAUGAAGACGAAGAUAUGGACGAAGAAAUGAUGCGCGUCGACGCUUUCGACUACGAGUGGAGACGUCAGAUUCACGCAGGUGACCAAGUGGACGCCCAGAACAGCUUUGGCAAUUGGUGUCCAGCCAAAGUGCUGCAAGUCGCUGAUGGGGAAGUGCUGCUGCAGUUUUUCAACAUGCACGAGAGCUGGCGACAGUGGCUGCAGCUGGAUUCUGGCCGCCUCGCACGUCUUGGCACGAGGGCGCACAGUGACAGCGUGCCGGUUCGCCAAGCCCAGCAUGUGGAAGUACGUCCUGGGGGGAGUCAUAGCAGCUUAUGGAAGGAGGCUAUUGCUGUGAAAACAGUUGGAGGAAACAUGCUGGUGCGCUAUGCUGGACGCGACUCGAGUUAUGACGAGUGGGUUCGCUUCACCCCAGCAACCGUGGCGCCUGCUGGCGACCACUUGCAAUUGCGCGGGCGUGGCUGUGCGCUGCAACAGAGGAAAAUGGAUGUUGAUGCACCAAACGUGACGCGUCGUCGUGUCAUUCAAGCACAGAACCCGAGAUUUGCUCACUACCGAGACUCGCUUGAGCGUACCUUGGGCUUGCGGAUCUAUGAUAUCGAAGGAGAUGGCAAUUGCCUGUUCCGCUCGGUGAGCCACCAGGUGUAUGGUGACGAUCGACAUCAUGCACUUGUACGUGCGGCUUGCAUGGACUACAUGGAGAGCGAGAAAGAGUACUUUGAGCCGUACGUAGUGGGCGACAUGGCAGCAUUCAUGCGCUACUUGCGCCAUAAGAGGUGUGAUGGUGUCUGGGGCGACGACCCGGAGCUUCAGGCUUUGUGCGAGCUGUACGACCGUCCUGCUGAAGUGUUUGCUUAUGAUCCAAUGUGUGGCUUCCGAAAGUUGCGCUGCCUUCACGAAAGCAGUUCUCUCUGUCGCAGCAGACCUCCUAUUCGGCUUAGCUACUACGGAGGAGGUCACUACGAUUCACUUACCGGACCCGAUCAUCAAGCGAGCCUACUCUGCGAGGCCCCAGGCCAGUGGGAGCAGCGGCAUAUCGGGUACUCGCGCCGUAUCAAUUCGCGCGAAACUCGAGACGAUGCCACUGGUGUGGAGCAGCAGGUGCACGCUCGAUCAAACCGUGAGCGCACGGAAGUGGAGCAGCUGGAACACAUUCUCAUGCUAUCACGAAACGAGUUUGACGCCAUGGAUACCAGCUUAGAAGAGACACUAAAGCUGUCGCUUGCAGAGCAUGGCGGUGACGCUCCGUCGGCGCAAGCGCAGGCACGCCGAGAGUUGGAAGCGAUCAAAGAAGCUACUCGGGAAAGUGAAGUAGCUGCGAUCCAGGCUGAGCUUUUGGCCAAGGCAAAGGCCGAGUCGGAGAAAGAGCAGAUGAAGUCUGCGAUUCAGGCGUCGUUAGGUGCAUGUGCCUUGCCAAACGAUGGCGACUUCGAUGCACAAAUGUCAGCUGCAAUCCAGGCGUCUUUGGGGGAUGCUGAACCAUGCCUCGCGACGACAGAUGGAAGCGGUAGUAGCUACGAUGAGCAGUUGCGCCGUGCGAUGGAGCUGUCAGGUCAGGAGUUUGCCCAUCGACCGCAAGUGUUUGGACUGCACGACGGGGAAACAACAAACACGGAUGAGAUGGACGAGCUCCAGCGUGCGAUCCAGGCCUCGCUGCAACAGUCCUGA
Molecule: messenger RNA, 1743 nt
Organism: Hyaloperonospora brassicae
Lineage: Eukaryota; Oomycota; Peronosporomycetes; Peronosporales; Peronosporaceae
Source: the annotation of a GenBank genome assembly